AUGGGAAGUCACCAGAAUCCGAUGAUACCGCCGGACAUGCCGCCGAUGAUGCCGUACGACAUGAGCCUUUUCGAAGCGGCGGGCAUGGUGCCGCCGAUGUACGCCUUCCAGAUGCCCCCAAUGGGCAUACCCGGCGUCCCAAUCCCGCCACCGCCAGCACCUCAUCAGCUCGGCCUGGACGCUGAGGAUUACCAGCUGGAAAUGGCAGCAAUGGCUGGGGAGAUGAUGUCGCAGGUCAAGUUCUGCCCGCCGCCGGUUGCGGCCCAAUUUGUGGUUCCGCAUCAGCCGCUUCCCCCGCAGUCCCUCGCAGCCGAGAGGCCUGACGUGCACCAGACGGUGGACUCGUACCUCGCUGCGGAGAUAGCGUCAGUGGUCCACACGCUCACCACGUCGCAGCUGACGCACGCGCUCGCCGCAUUCAAGAUAUUUUUCGAGAAAUCCCCAACCAACGCGAAGAGGCUACUGAUGAACAACCCCCAGCUGCUUUACGCGCUCAUCCACGCGCAAUACGUUCUGGGCAAUAGCGACAAAUCGCUGCUGCACUUGAGCAAGACUGAUCAGCAGAUUGCCGCUUUGAAUCGCAAGGAGCGACUUUCAACUGGUAGCGAGGCAGCUUCAAGCACGGAAGAGAGGUCUGAAUCGGUUACUCGCCAUACAGCCAAGCGGCACCGCUCGUCGACGCCCAACGAGGCUGCGGACGAAAAGGUGGAUGCCCCGGCACCUGACGUGGAAACCGGUAAACUCGGCGGCUCUUCACGCCGUCGCGAGGGUAAGACGAAAGAAGGUAGCGUUCAGUCAUCGCGACGUGGACCUAAAGUGCACAAAGACGGGGAUUCGAGGUCGGCUGGGCACGCGACCUCACGCGCAGCUCCAACAGAGAGCCAGUCGGAGGACGUGGCGUCUCAGUCCAGGCCGGCAGAGAGACCUGUUCAGACUGCAGCAGAAUCCGGCGCAUCGCAUGCAGCUCAGUCCCAAUCGCAGCCUGACACGCCGGCCCCGAAACCAGUUGCGAUGGUUACUACCAUUGAGCAGCUGAUCAAGGAGGUUCAGCCUGCGCCGCCGAUUUUGGUGGAAGAGGUGCUGAAGAACACGGAAAUCCUCACCAACAUACAGCGCGCGACGCUAGCAGAGAUGCAGUCGUGGCCAGCAGAGCAGCGCUUGCAGGUGAUGUCUAUCAAGCUCGCUCUUCACUACAGAGGAAUUUCAAUUCACUUGUAG
This is a messenger RNA of Babesia bigemina, 1218 nucleotides long. RefSeq lists its product as hypothetical. The transcript has 2 exons. The record is from RefSeq and is a predicted model, not a curated record. The coding region runs from base 1 to 1218 and encodes 405 amino acids. Lineage: Eukaryota; Apicomplexa; Aconoidasida; Piroplasmida; Babesiidae.